AGCCUAGGCACGUACACACAGACAGCUCCCCCAUCGGCCAUUGCCAAGCAGAGCCAUCUUCCUCAUCUGAUCUCAUAAAGAGAGGGAAGAAGAGCUCCUCAGCUCGCCCACACACACACAUCAGCAGCUUCCCCAACGCUCGAGCGAGAAAGAAGCCACCGUCUUCUUCCCCUCGCAUCGCAUUGGCAUUGUUGCUGGUAGGGAGGAGGAGAAGCAAGAACGUGACACCCACACACAGCCGGGUCGGGGGAGGGGCGGCAGGGUGACGGUGAGGGAUGCGGGCGGGGGCAUACACCAUCCACCAGUCGCUCACCGCCGAGGCGGCCGCGGUGCUCAAGCUCGCGCUCGCGCUCGCGCGCCGCCGGGGGCAUGCGCAGGUCACGCCGCUGCACGUCGCGUUCGCGCUGCUGACGGGGCCCUCCGCCGCCGCCUGCGCGCAGCCGCUCGCCGCGGCCUUCUCCUCCGCCUCCUCGCCGCCGGCGCCCUACGGGCUGCUCAAGCGAGCCUGCCUGCGCUCGCACCCGGCGCCCGGGGCGGCGGCCGCGCCGGCGCAGCACCCGCUCCAGUGCCGCGCGCUCGAGCUAUGCUUCAAUGUCGCGCUCAACCGCCUGCCCACCUCCGGCCCGCACUCGCCGCCCUCCUCGGCGGCGCACUUCGCGUCCUCGCUGAUUCAGCCCAGCCCCACGCUCUCCAACGCUCUCGUCGCCGCGCUCAAGCGCGCGCAGGCCAACCAGCGCCGCGGCUGCGUCGAGCUCCAGCAGCCGCCGCCGCCGCCAGCAACCGCGCAGCAGCAGCAGCAGCCGCUGCUCGCCAUCAAGGUGGAGCUGGACCAGCUAGUCAUCUCCAUCCUCGACGACCCCAGCGUGAGCCGAGUCAUGCGGGAGGCCGGCUUCUCCAGCGCCACCGUCAAGAGCAACCUCGAGGAGGAGACCACGCUCAUGCCGCCGCCCUCGUCGUCGUCCUCGUCCCCUCCGCCGCCGCUGCCGCCCAUCCCUCCGCACUUCUUCCUGGACCCCACCGGCAUUGCUGCGGCCGGCGGCAAAGGUGGCGGCCGCUUCGCGCUUUGGUCCGCGCAGUUCUUGGCCGCGCCGGGCCCCGACGCGUGCAGCGACGACGUCCGCGCAGUCCUGGAGGUGAUGGUCCGGAAGGAGGGGCGGCGCGGCAACCCCGUGGUGGUCGGCGACUCGGUGUCCAUGGCGGAGGCCGUGGCCAGCGAGCUGCUGCGGCGCCUCGAGCGCGGCGACGUCCCCGCGGAGCUCGCCGGCGCGCACCUCCUCAAGCUGCAGCUCUCGUACGUGCACGUCCGCCUCAUGAGCCGCGCCGACGUGGAGGCCCGUGCCGCGGAGCUCCGGCGCAGCGUGGACGCCGUGCAGCUCCAGCGCGGCGGCGGGCUGGUGGUCUACGUCGGUGACCUGCGGUGGGCGCUCGACGAGGAGCCGAGCGAGCACCACCACGCGACGGCCUCGUCCUACAGCCCCGUGGAGCACAUGGUCGCGGAGCUCGGGCGCCUCCUCGACGACCUCCGCGCCACCGGCGGCCGUGCCUGGCUCGUGGCCACGGCCAGCUACCAGACGUACAUGCGGUGGCAGCAGCGGCGCCGGCGGCCGCUGGAGUCCGCCUGGACGCUGCAGGCCGUGGUGGUCCCCACAGGCAGCGGCACCGGCCUGGCGCUCAACAGCCUCCACUCCUCGUCUGCAUCGCCGGUGCCGCCGGCCACGGCGACAGCGCAGCAGCUAGGGAUGGCCGCCGGGGAGCCGACGGCGUUUCCAGCGGCCAGGGACGAACAGGAUGAGGCGCAGCUGCUGCUCUGCACCGAGUGCAGCAGGAACUACGAGAGGGAGGCGUCGCUCGUGAAGGCGGAGGCUGGCGCCGAGGGCCCGCGUGGCAGCCUCCCCGCCUGGCUGGUGCCGGACAGGCCACCGGCUGAUCAAACACCUCAUCAAAGGAAGUAUCUGAUCGAGCUGAAGAGGAAAUGGAGCCGCCUAUGCAGGAAGCUUCACCUCUGCGCUGCUGAUCCGUGCUCGGCUCCAUGCCCAUGGUGGUCUGGCUCCUGCUUGCUACCGGGCAACCAGAGCAAGCCAAGCGUGGCGGGGUUCCUGGGCUUGGAGGGCCUGAUGGAGCACGGCAAGAGCAGGACGACAAGCCAGUGGUCGCCUUCGCCGCUGCUUCGUUGGGGGCCGAGUCCGCUGAUGGCGCCAGGGUGCCAGGCCGUGGGGACUGCGCUCGCUCUCGGCAGCCACCCGCUGUCAGACUCGGCGACGUCCGACGGCCGCGCCCCGGGAAGCGGCGACGGCUCCGCGGCGGCGCGCGAGCUGGAGCGGAGGCUGCGCAGGAACAUCCCGUGGCAGCCCGGUGCCGUCGUCGCGGAGAUCGCCGAGGCGGCGGUUGCCGGCAGAGGGGGGAGCGAAGGCGGGAAGGGCGCGUGGCUGUACGUGAAGGGGAGCGACCGCGCCGCCGCUCGGCGCGCGGCCACGGUGAUCGCCGAGACGCGCUGCGGCUCCGCGGACCGCGUGGUCUGGGCCGACCCGAGCAGGUUCAGCUGCGCGGAGGAGCUGUGCUCCGACGUCGUCUCCAGGGCGUCCGAGAUCAGCGUCAAGGCGUUCGUGGUGGUCGUGGACGACGUCGAGAACGCGCCGUGCGACGUCGUGGACUGCCUCAUCGCGGCGUCGAAGAGCGGUCGCGUGAAGGAUCAUCGGUCCGGCCAAGAACUCGAUCUCUCCGGCUCCGUCGUGAUCCUGACGACAUCCAAGCUCACCGGCGGCGGCGGCGGCGACGACGUGAUCGGCCUGCGCCUCUGGUCGGAGGACGAGGCGUCGUCCGGCGGCGCUCUCAAGAGGAAGUCAGAGUCCCCGCAGGGCGAACGCAAGCGGGCACGCCACGACGCCCUCGACCUCAACCUCAACCUCAGCGCCGAGGAAGACACCGACGACGAAGAAGACGACGGCAGCGACGGGGCCGUCCCCAGCGACAUCACCCACGAAGGCGACUCCGGCGACUCCAGCGAGCACGCCCACCCCCACGGCCUCCUGGAGUCCAUCGCUGCCCGCGUCGUGACCCUCGACGAAGAAGACGACGUCGCCGCAGCCGCCAUCCGCGCGAGGCUCGCCGGGGCCCUCGCCGGCCAGGGAAGGGCGCGUGUGGACGAGGCGGCGGUGCGGGCGCUCGCGGCGGCGUCCGGGCACUUCCUCGAGGAGGUGCUGGAGAGGUGGGCGGCGGAGGUGCUGGGGCCGGCGGCGGCAACGGUCGGAAAUGGCGGGAAAGGGAAGGCGGUGGUGGUGCUGGGCUUGGGGCCCCGCGGCGGGGCCCGGGAGGCAGCAGGGUUCAUGGGCUCCGUCCUUCCGAGUAGGGUCCACGUGGACUGAGCUGGGCUGGGCUGUCCAAUUUUUUGCUCCCCUUUUGGAGAGGAAAAGGAGAAGGGUGUUGUUUGUAUGUGUAUGUAAAGGGCAGGGUUGUGGAGUAGAAA
Panicum hallii is the source of this 3463-nucleotide messenger RNA. Its product is annotated as protein SMAX1-LIKE 4-like. The record is from RefSeq and is a predicted model, not a curated record. NCBI's taxonomy places the organism in Eukaryota, Viridiplantae, Streptophyta, Magnoliopsida, Poales, Poaceae. The transcript has 3 exons. Bases 276 to 3362 code for a protein of 1028 amino acids.